Molecule: messenger RNA, 2622 nt
Organism: Echinococcus granulosus
Lineage: Eukaryota; Metazoa; Platyhelminthes; Cestoda; Cyclophyllidea; Taeniidae
Product: Centromere protein J
Exons: 14
Coding region: 1-2622 (873 amino acids)
Biological process (GO): centriole elongation; cilium assembly
Cellular component (GO): nucleus; centrosome; centriole
Molecular function (GO): tubulin binding
Source: RefSeq, a predicted model, not a curated record
AUGAUUACUUGCCUCAGAAAGUGUUCUAAAGAAUCCCAAUUCUGUUCUGGUGUUCAUCUAGAUUACACUCUCGAGGAAACACUGGAAAGCUUUAUUAUGGAGAAGCGUCUUACCUCAAAGACCAAGUUAGUUCAAGAAGACGUUACUGACACCAACAACAAAGGUGUAAAAGCAGCCAAGGUGCUGGAAUGCCACCAAAAUGUCCAAAGUAUAAAUCAACAGGACAACUCCGAUAAAUUUACGGAGCAAAUGAAGCGGCCGUUUUUGCGUAAAAAUCAGGGUCGUGGUGCGUGGUGUUCUCGUUUACGUCCUUUGGGAGGGAAAGCAGCCCCUGAACCUGCAUCAAACCCCCCACUUGUUUCCACGGUCAAUCAAACCCAUAAUCCAACAAACUGUGAAGCAUUCCAAAGGAAAUAUGAUUGUCAGAACUCUGAAGAAUGUUCUGGGCAAUCAAUGGAGUGUAGUGCUUUUAUUGCAAAACUCGACGCUUUGAAUGGUUUUAACGGUAAAGUAUACGACCAAACGGGACUUCAAAAUGAUAUAAAGGAGGGCUUGGUUGUGAAUGAGGAUGCCAAAGCAGACUUUGUUGGUGACGACAGAGAGCUUAAAGAAUUUGAGUUUCUCGAACGUUUUACUGAAAAGCACACAUACGUCCAUAACAACAGUGAACUUGAAAGAAAUCACCUUGGUGGGCGGUCGAGCGGGACAGUUGAUGUAACAGCGUCUGUGGGGAAGUCUGCUUCUCUUCCUGCUCUAGAUGAAGAUAAUUUGCCAAGAAAUAGUCGACAAUUAGCCGAUGGAGACAAAUCUAAGGAGGCGACCCAUCGCUUCAUUUGCAAUCUGCAUGCUAACCAUAUGGAUUCGGAGUGUCCCAAACGUCCCCACUGUAAAAGCUACCAAUCUUUAUCUCAAAACCCCCUUGUCAAGAAUGCUCAUCCUGCAAUAGAAUCAAGUUCUCCUGAUUUGGAUGACCACGUACCAUGGAAGGAUGAGGCGAAUUUUGAAGCCUCAGUGGAUACGAAUUCUAGCCGACGACAGCCUCUUCCUAGCGUACGCUUCAACAUGCCGACUGACUGUCAUCGGCCUAAACUUGGGGAUAAAAAUUCCUUCAAUGGCGGCUCGAACUCGGGCAGUGACGUUUUUGACCGUCCGUCUCCGUCCACUAUCCAAAUUUGGAUAGCGCGUCUGGAGGCUGAAGUUAAUCGUUUCAACAGCGAAAACACAGCCUUGGUAAAACUUAAGGCCGAAAGAGAGGAAGCUCUCUCUGCACUGAAGAAAGAGAAAAAGGAGUUCGAGGAAUACAGGGCAACUACGAUGAAGGAGUUCGAGACCUUCCGACGGGAGGAGAUCAUCAAGCUCAAAAAGGACCGAAAGGUGUUAUGCGACUACCAAAGGAGUUUGCAUUCAAUGCCGCAAAAGCGUGAUCGUGAAGAAAUUGAGCGACUAAAGCAGCAGAUUUGUGAGGAGAAGGCAGAGGCUGCACAACGAGAAAUACGUCUCCAGCAUCAACUCGGUUGGCAAAAAAUACGAAUAGAAGAGCUGACUGCUGAAAAAACUGAACUUGUUGAGCGUAUUAAACGGCUGGAACAGGCCCGACUUAUGCUGCGGAGCACGGUCGUCGAGGAAAGGGCGAACCAGGCGUUGAAAACUUUAAAUCAGUUCCACAAAAAUAGUCAGAACCGGCUCAGUUCUGUUCCACAGGUCAUUGGCAUCAGUUCGCACGCCAAGACCCUGGAGGACUCGCUAAACGGUGAGAUGGCGAAGGCGCGAGCAGAUUCUGCCGGUACAAACUCUGAAAGGCUUGUCGCUAUGCCCUCGGAACCAUCCCCCUCCAGAUCCACCGGUGCGUAUUUGGCUAAAGGAGCCAUGAAGGAGUCACCCAGAUCGCCGUCUGCCUGCGUUUUUCCUCACCCCCCUACUAGUAUUGCUACAGGCUUGUCCCAGCAGGGAGCACGGACAUCCUCGGAUAUUUUGGAAUUCUGCAGAGAAGAUACCAAUACAAAUCAAUUGUGUCGUCCGUUACGUGCGGCUCCAGAUCGGAAUCGUGGACCCGUCAUUCACGAAGUUUAUCAUCCAGACGGUUCUUUGGAAAGGCUGUAUCGUGACAGUUCAAGGGCAAGGGUGUAUGGUAAUGGUACAACGAAAGAAAUUUGCCCCGAUGGGGUCUUGUCAGAGGUUUGUCCCUCCAACAGUGAUGCCAAGCAGACACUGGAAGAUGGUACAAUCUUAUACAACUAUGCAUCCGACGGUGCAGUAAAAAGUACACUUCCUGACGGGGCCAAAGAAAUUGUCUACAAGGAGACAGUCGCCACCCAGUCGGUGGUUGUGGGGGAGUCCAACCUUCCUGAUGGAAUGUCGGUCCAGAUAUUUUUAAACGGCGACAAGAUCAUCAGCCUACCCAAUGGCCAGAAGGAGUUCCAUUGCGCAAAGUUUAAGAGACGAAUCUACCCAGACGGUACGGUAAAGACGGUGUUCAAGGAUGGCCGGCAAGAGACCCGUUACGCAUCGGGUCGAAUUCGCAUAAAAGAUAACGAAGGGAAUCUCCUGGUGGAUACCCGAAUAGCGCCAGUGUCUCGAAGUGCUGUCGCUGACUUAGCACCCCUUCUUGGGCCAUCUCAAUAA